Messenger RNA from Ichthyophthirius multifiliis, 333 nucleotides. RefSeq lists its product as hypothetical. The record is from RefSeq and is a predicted model, not a curated record. NCBI's taxonomy places the organism in Eukaryota, Ciliophora, Oligohymenophorea, Hymenostomatida. The transcript has a single exon.
AUGUCUAAUAUUGGAGGAUGUUUCAAAAAUAAUACUUUUUAAAUUUAUAGAUAAGCUAUACCUUAAGAAGAGGUUAAUUUUUAAAAUUUGGAAAUGGAAAUUAGAGAAGCUAGGGAUCCUUAUGUUGUUGCAAUUAAACUUUCAGAUAAUAAUAGUCCAUUUGAAUAUUAAUAAAAUGAAUUUCCGAAACUUAUUUAGUGGGCUUUUUAGUUCGGAUUUGGAGGAUUUGUUUUUGCAUUUACACUAAAUAUUAUAUUUAAGGCUAAUAGAUGUCCAAGUGCUAAUUUUGGAAGAACAAGAAUCAAUUCAGUAUUAUAGUUAAAGGAAAGAUGA